Molecule: messenger RNA, 2520 nt
Organism: Antechinus flavipes (yellow-footed antechinus)
Lineage: Eukaryota; Metazoa; Chordata; Mammalia; Dasyuromorphia; Dasyuridae
Product: keratin, type I cytoskeletal 24-like
Exons: 8
Coding region: 753-2270 (505 amino acids)
Molecular function (GO): structural molecule activity
Source: RefSeq, a predicted model, not a curated record
AACCCAAGAAACUGCAUGCUUGGGCAAAUGAAAAGAUUCAUGUUAACAAUAGGAAAGAGAAAGAUGAAGAGAGAUAAAAAGGACUGGGGGAAGAUUUCUAUCUUCAGUAACUAUGAAAAUUAUGAUAUCAUGAAAAUGGGUUGCCAGGGAAGAGCUUCAUUCUUUGACAUAUUUGAAAUGACUGCAAAUACAGAAACAACAAUGCCCUUACAGAUUUUAAUCAAGGAAAAACAUUUAAAUUCACAUUAUUAAGGGGCAUUCCAUUAUUUAUAGAAUUUAUAAUGACACUGGUAAUAGGAAAAUAAGAUAGAUCAAAAUUUUUUCUCAUUUGAAAAUCAUUCUCAUACUAACGGCUUUUAAUUUUCUCUUUUAAAGAUUAUUUAAGAAGUUGGGAAAUGAUAAAACAAAUUAAAACAUUAGAUUUAAGAAAAAUGAAUGGUCAUCAGAAUUUUAGAACGAUUAAAAGUAUAAUACUGAAAAAUUUGCCUUUGCUCCACCCUCUCUCCUUCCUGAUACAGCAAACACCCUCAGGCCCUGACCUAGCUUCAGAAAAGGAGCCAGUAAAGUUGGUUUGCUGAAAAGAAAUUAUCUAAUUAUGGAUUAGAAAAAGGCAACUGGGAUUAAAAUAUGACACAGAAAAGAAACACCCAAAAACUUUGUAUAUAAAGGCCCCAAAGCUGCCUCCAUCAGUGCACUUUUUACUUCCACUCCUCGUUUACAUUUAGGGCAAGAGAAAUAUUGACCAGAGCAACAUGUCUUGUCUCUCUAGGGUUUCUUCCCGAGCUGGAGGGAGUAGCUGUGCCAGAGCGUCUGGUGGUGGAAGUAGCUUCAGCAGUAGCAGUAGAUGUGGCUUGGGGGGUGGCUCUGCUCGGGGCUUCGGAGGCUCCAGCAGCUGUGGACUGGGUGGAGGCAGUGGGUUUGGAGGAGGGUUUGGAGGAGGCUUCGGAGGUGGGUUCAGUAGUAGCUCAGUAGUGGGAGGCUAUGGAAGUGGCUCAAGCUCCGGUGCUGGCUUUGGUGGUGGGUCUAGUGGAGGCUUUUACAGUUAUGGUGGUGGUGUUGGUGGGGGUGCUGGCGCAGGAGGUUUCGGUGGUGCUGGUGAUGGAGGCCUUCUCUCUGGAAGUGAGAAGCAAACCAUGCAGAAUCUCAAUGAUCGCCUGGCUAGCUAUCUGGACAAAGUUCGUGCUCUGGAGGAAGCCAACACUGACCUAGAGAUCAAGAUCAAGGAGUGGUAUGAUAAAUUUGGUCCUGGAGCUAAAGAUUCUGGAUCUGGGAAAGACUACAGCCACUUUUAUCCAGUCAUUGAAGAUCUGAAGAAUCAGAUCAUUGCUGUUACUAUUGAGAAUGCAGGGAUUGUCCUGCAGAUUGACAAUGCCCGACUGGCUGCUGAUGACUUCAGACUGAAAUAUGAAAAUGAAUUGUAUCUCAGACAAAGUGUUGAGGCUGAUACCAAUGGCCUACGCAAGGUCCUGGAUGAUCUGACUAUGGCCAGAUCUGAUCUGGAGAUGCAAAUUGAAAGCCUUACUGAAGAACUGGCUUAUCUCAAGAAGAAUCAUGAGGAGGAAAUGAAGAACAUGCAGGGAUCCUCUGGAGGUGAUGUGACAGUGGAAAUGAACGCUGCCCCAGGUACUGACCUAACUAAGUUGCUGAACGACAUGAGAGCACAGUAUGAAGACCUGGCUGAGCAAAACCGUAAAGAAGCUGAAGAGCAAUUCAAUAAACAGAGUGCCUCCCUGCAAGCCCAAAUCUCAACCGAUGCUGGGGCAGCCAGCUCAGCCAAGAAUGAAAUCACAGAACUGAAACGAACUCUUCAAGGCCUUGAAAUUGAGCUUCAAUCCCAAUUGGCUAUGAAAAGCUCUCUGGAAGGCACACUGGCCGACACCGAAGCGGACUACGUGGCCCAGCUCUCCCAGCUGCAGAUGCAAAUCAGCAGCCUGGAGCAACAAAUCUGCGAGAUCAGAGGAGAAAUGGAGUGUCAGAAUGCAGAAUACGAACAGCUGUUGAACGUCAAGACCCGCCUGGAGAUGGAGAUUGAGACUUACCGCCGCCUGCUUGACGGAGAGGGAGGUGAUUCCCGUUCUGGAGGAUCAAAUUCUUGGAAAUCAGGGAAUAGGGGCUCAUCAUCUGGUGGUGACUCAAGAUGUGGAAGUUCUUCAGGACAAGGAAAAGAUUCAAACAAAACCAGGGUAACCAAAACUAUUGUAGAGGAGGUCGUGAAUGGCAAAGUUGUCUCAUCUCAAGUCAGUAAUGUUUCCGAGGUCAAGGUCAAAUAAACAAGUUUUAGGGUCAACAGUGCCUUUCAGUGAAACAAACUGAAAGUCAUGAAUGAAGAAAUCUCUUUGGAUCAAUCCAGAAUCCUGAAGAGCCCAAGGAACUUGUUUUGGAUCCCCAGUGGAUGAAUGCUUCAUCAAAGUUUCUGCUUCUUUUUCCUUUCUUAUUAGAAUGAUCCUUGUCAAAAUAGAAAUGACAAGUUAAAUCAAAUUGCUUCUGUGCUUCAAUAAACUUACUUUUUUUGCAAGUUCA